AUGGCCACCAUACGACCGGAUAUCUUCCAUGACUUUUAUACCAUGGGGCGCGCGACUGGCACUAAAGAGGAUCUCGCCGGCCGCGAGUUCCUGACACACUGUCCGCCGGAUGUACCGCCUCGUCAUCGAAUUGUGGCUCUUUUAGGCACGACAGAUCUCAAUGAUGCAAGCCGGCCUAGUGAAGACGGGUGGUUUGUAUCGGAUUUCUACCUUUUCCAUUAUCUCCUUGCGCCGCAAUUCCCACGUCGUGAGUAUUUCAUCAUCUUGUUUGCGUACUAUCCACCCACUAACAGACAGAGCUUACUAGCACCAAACCAAAUAUGGUUAACAUGCGAUGACCCUACAAUCCUCGUUCAAAAGUAUGGUGAAUAUCUUCAUGGCGACUCAACCGGCGACCGUCGCAUUGUCCUCGAUGCUCAGAUACUUCCCGAUAUCUUGGCCGCUGGUAAUUUGCGUGUUGUCCCUCAAGAGGAUCUACUUGAGCGGUACCUGAACACAGUUCGCGAACAAGCUAUCGAAGCCGACCGCCUUGAAGAACACUUGGUACUGUUGAUAUUUGGACAUGGUUCAAUGGAUCAUCACGUUUUCAUGGGAAAUACCUUCCUCAAAAUGAACGAUAUGCAACGCGUCCUCCAAGGGAAGUCUCUAGUCACCAUUUUUUCUACAUCGUGCUACUCGGGGGCAGCAGGGAAAGAUACAAAAUCUUCUUCAUGGCCCCUGAGUGGAAGUGUUGGGCGUGCAAGCGGCAGCUUAGCAGCAGCCGCAGUUGUACAAUGCCUGAUCAAGGCGGAGACCGAUGAAGCCCAAACAGGCACUGAGAAUCCAUUGGAAAAUGGGGAAAUAAUGGCCCACCCGACGUACAUCCAGCUGGCAAAGUCUGUAUAUGACUGUGUCAAAGAUAUGGGAAUGCUUGGCGACCGCCAAGAACUCCUUUUUGCGGCUGAGAAUGAUGAGUGGGAGUUGAGCUAUCAGCCCCGCCUUGGACUCCCAUUGAUGAGCUACAAGGAAAAGUGGCAAGCUCUUCGAUUUGUGCCGCCAUCAUCUACCCCCGCUCCAACAAACCAAGGAUUACCCGGCGCAAACAGACGCCCUCUUAAGCGCUUGCAGUACCUUGCUGAAGAGUACUUUGCAGCGCAACCGGGUCCCGACAACUCCGGCCAAAAUAUUGCUUUACAUUCCUGUCUUCGGCAAGCUUUAAAAGGUGAAAACUUUACAAGGGAAAAGCUACUCGACCUUACCGAAAACACGGCCUAUCGACUAGGCGCGAUGUAUGAAGCUGAAUACCUUAGGCAGCAGGCAAACAUCGACUACCCAUCAAUCUUUGAGAUUGAUACAAACAUCAUCCUGGCACGCAAAGGAUCCACCGACCGCCAGCUAAGGAGUAAGACAUGGGAUAUGUUACUCGCCCAAAAUAUCAAUACCACUCCAAUUGGUAUUAAGCUACAGUGGGGGAAACCUUCACAGUACCUCAUGCUUGCAUUGAUUGAGACAUUGGGGUCCUGGGAAGCUAUUCAAGACCAUAUCAAAGUGAUGGCUGCGAAGAAGAAGACUUGGUGCCGGUUUAUCUUCCGUGCAUGGCAAGGCCAUCGAGUCUCCCAUAACGACGGUGUAAUCACGAGACAGCGCGCGUUCAUAGAAGCUUUGAAGAAGGCCAGGGAGUAG
This is a messenger RNA of Penicillium robsamsonii, 1662 nucleotides long. RefSeq lists its product as uncharacterized. Bases 1 to 1662 code for a protein of 553 amino acids. Lineage: Eukaryota; Fungi; Ascomycota; Eurotiomycetes; Eurotiales; Aspergillaceae. The transcript has 2 exons. The record is from RefSeq and is a predicted model, not a curated record.